Messenger RNA from Schizosaccharomyces cryophilus OY26, 3398 nucleotides. Its product is annotated as NuA4 histone acetyltransferase complex Epl1. Gene Ontology annotation, cellular component: piccolo histone acetyltransferase complex. NCBI's taxonomy places the organism in Eukaryota, Fungi, Ascomycota, Schizosaccharomycetes, Schizosaccharomycetales, Schizosaccharomycetaceae. The coding region runs from base 1325 to 3004 and encodes 559 amino acids. The record is from RefSeq and is a predicted model, not a curated record. The transcript has 2 exons. Gene Ontology annotation, biological process: regulation of transcription by RNA polymerase II.
GGAAAGUGCGUCGAAGCAGAUGUCAGACCUGUCAUUUACCAAAUACUCACGAAUUGACGAAUGGUGUCGACGAAGGAAGGAAGUUGAAAUUAAUUCAAAAAAAGAAGAAUAAAAAAAGAUUUCAUAUGAAUUACGGGAAGCUGAUAGCUUAAACGCAUUCGAUUUGCAAUGAUGCCUUCUGGAACGCUAGGAAAAAAAUUGUGCUACACGCUGUUUCUAUUCGCCGAAGAUGCAAUGCUUUGAAGAAACAAGUAAGAGCCACUUAAUUUCCAGGAUCGUGAGCUUCCAAAUGACAUUCGCUAGGGAAUGAAGAAAAAGAAAUUUUGACAGAGAAUGGGCUUUAAAAGAAACACAAUUUGUUAUAAUAUGAUACGAAUGGCUUGUAUGAAAAGUUUGUUAGCCUUUUUUCGAGCCUUUUCAUAAAAUAUGUUUUGCGAUUUUAUGAUUUCUACCAGAGGUGACGAAUGAAUAGCAGAAUGAGAUGCCCGAUAUGCUUGAAGGUUUACCUUUGAGAAAAAAAGUUAUCUGGUUCCUUUCAUGGUAUUCUUCUUGGUUCAUCAGAGGCCUGAGAAGCUGAAAGUCUGAGAAACACAACCAUGAUUCUUUCAAACUAUCGUACUCCGAAAUGGUCUUCUGCUAAAGAGAUUUCUUUAGAGGUCGCUGAGUACAGAAAAAUGAAGGGUUUGUAGCCCUGAUGUUAGAAACCUUUUCUUUCAACGAGAUCAGACAAAUAAUUGUAAGUCAUUCUGAGAAGGAUAGACGUUCCUUGUCUAACUUGAACAUAUCUUUCUACAGAUAUUCCUUUUUCUUUUCAAGUUGAGAACUUAUCCUUCUAUAUCGUUGGUUCAUAAAGGUGUAGCUUGUCCAAAGAAGAAUGAUGGUUGCCUUUUGUACUGAUUCACUCGAUGCCUUGUAUACUAUCGCAAUUCCAAAUUGAAAAUCGAAUAUACUCUAGAAUGAUUUCGCAAUCUUGGUAUAGCAACCUUUCUCUUUUGGAAUGCUGUCUGUUUAUUUGUUUACAUACUCGUUGAAAUUCACUAAUAUUUUUUAUAUGAUAUUGUGAGCUUUUAUGAGGCAUACCGCGCUUUAAAGCAAUGCGGUACGAGGCUGCCAACACCACAGGCGGUAAAACCAUAGACGACAAAAUUUUUAGCAGGCGGAUGGUGGAGUGUUUUGCCUCUAGGAAAACACAAUACGGACGACUGCAGUCAACAACGCCAAGAUUUAGAGCGGUUUUUCUGCGAAAAUCUCAGUGGUAUUGACGAUAUUGAACCAUACCAUUGAAUAGAUCUCUUCGAGAGGAAUCGAACGGUGCCCUAUAAUCAUGAGUUCCGUUGCUAAAAAUGCGAGGGCAUACCGUCAACGAAAAGUUGGUAUCAAGACGGUGAUGCCUAUAUGUUUAGAAAAAGAUAUACCUGAUUUUGAUGAAGAAGUCUCCCAGCAGCGAACAGUGCCGCAGGUGGAGACAGGCGUCGAAAAAGAAGAGGAAGAGGAAAAACACUUACAACAAGUCAUUAACGCUGCACAUGAAGCCAUUAUACGAGGAGAGGCAAAGAAGGUGGUUAUCCCUACUCGUGAAGUAAAAUCUAUCGGUGUAAUAGACCAUUAUUAUAAACGGAAUUUUAUUUGCCCAAAAACCUUACUGCGCUUUUCAUUAACAGUAGAAGAAUGUAUUAGCCCCGUUUAUUGCAUGGAUGAGCAAGAUCAGAAAUUUUUUGAUGAAUUAAAAGAGUCCCAAUCUUCUUUUACUAAGUUUUCCGAAACGGAUUUUGAAUGGGUAAUCCAGAUUUUAGAAGACGAGAUCGAUGAAAAGCAACCUUUUUUAAACAUGGACACCUCUCAAAUAUUGUCUCUUUCAGAGUUAUUGCCUGCAUUUGAGGAGCGUGAUCUGAUGAAUUUAAAACCCCUUGUUACUCAUGUUUAUCCCUAUUGGCGCGAGCGGCGCAUUCAAUCAGAAGGGAAACGUAUUCUACUUACUGCACAGGUUGGUGACGACAAGGAAGACGAUGAUCCUUAUGUCUGUUUUCGCCGACGGGAGGUUCGACAAGCUCGUAAAACUCGCCGCUCAGAUACACAAUCUAUGGAUCGUUUACGUAAACUACGUUUUAGCAUGGAAACUAGCUUCCAAUUACUUGACCAAGUAUGGAACCGUGAAAAGCUUAAACUACAUGGCAUUCAGCAAGACUUCUCUAUUUUCCAGCAUCGUUGCUUGGUCAAACGGCUAAAGCGCUCUUUGAAUAUAAACGAUGGCGACGAGGACCUAAUUAAUCCCAAGCGACGCCCCAUUGAACCAAAACCGGUAGCUCCGAUUGCUUCUCCUUCUCCUGCACCACCGGCUCGUCCUGCUGCUCAUACUCCGGCUAAUCGACCAGCUGCUCCACGUACCCUUGAGGUCAAACCAUUGCUUAUGUUAGAUGACAUGAUUGCGUCGCAAAUCACUCAAUUUCAAAUUCGCCUACAAGAGCGACUCAACAAAAAAGAACAAACAGAUCGGAAUUGGGUUGAUGUUUUUGAAAAUCCUAGUACAGUUGUUCCGAUUGACUACCCCGACUCCUUUUAUAGAAACAUACAUUCACAAAUCGUCACAGGCUCACCACCACAACUCUCUAAUCCCUCUAAUAAUGCUGUCCUUUCUUCAACUCCUUCCUCCCCUUCAUCUGAAACUGGUCCUACUUGGUCACCUCCUACAUCAUUAACUUCCAACUCUCUUCUUGCAAGACCACAAUCAGUAUCUGUCAAAGAUUCCUUACACCAAUAUAAUCACCUUGUAUCCGCACGAAAUCCUCUUUGCGUAAGACAACGACGUGGUCGAGGAGGACGUCUCAUGCUUGAUCGAACUCGAGCUUUGCCAAUUCACAAACAACGUUUACCAAGUAACCGUUUCGAAGAUCGCUGGUUUUUCGAUAUUCCCUUUGAUCCUGAUGACACAGUAAUAUUAGACGACGAUUCAGAUGCCUGUAUUUCGUUUCGUGCGAACUUGCUUGCCGAGCAUUCCACUGCUUAAUUAUUAUUAUUAUUUUUUAUUCAUUUUGGGUGAAAUAAUUAAUCAUGGAAAAAUGAUUCCGUUGUGGCCUGUGAAUAUUCUUCGCAAAGGGUUACAAGUUCUCUUUUAUUAAAGGCCUUUUCACAUGCUGCAUUUAAUUUUAUUACGCUUCUAUUAUCAUUAUUAUUUAUCCCUAAAAAAAAAACAAAGGCCUUUAAGUGCGAUAUUAAAAACGCUUCAGCUUAUUCAAGGAAUGGAUAAUGUUUUAAAUCCAUGAAUUUUUGUUGAGUCGUGAUUUUUUUUUUUUGGCGUUCUUUUUUCUUAAGCAAAUAUGCUUUGUAUGCAAAAUGUUGUUUAUGACUCUUUAAUGACAAUUUUUUGUUUUCUAUAUUUUUCGUACCUGGUAGUAAUGUGU